AUGUUUUUUUCAAGAUUUACAAAUAAAAUCGUUAGAAAUAACUUAGUAUACAUAAUUAGAAGAGAUUGGAAGUGUCUGGCGAGUGAUUAUAGGCACAACAGAGUUCAAAGGAAUCUGAGCUUCGAUGAAAAAGGAAACCCUAGGCCGAACGUGUGGAACUACUACUCAAGGAGAGAGAUCACGACACUGUUCGUACAACCGCUGGUAGUGAUACUGGUGUACGUGUUCACACUCUGGAAUAUUUUCAAAUACACGUGCAACGUCAAAGACCUGGAGGACUUCGCGAGGAAAGUGAGAUGGAUUAAGGACUGA
Messenger RNA from Theileria orientalis strain Shintoku, 312 nucleotides. RefSeq lists its product as hypothetical. The record is from RefSeq and is a predicted model, not a curated record. Lineage: Eukaryota; Apicomplexa; Aconoidasida; Piroplasmida; Theileriidae. The coding region runs from base 1 to 312 and encodes 103 amino acids. The transcript is spliced from 2 exons.